AUCGGACCCCCUCCCCCGCCCGCCCGCCCUCGGAUUUCUAGGGUUCCGGGGUGAUUCCUACAUGCGAUCCUCCGCGAGGUGGUGGUAGUAGGAGGCCCCGAUUUCCUAUCGCGAUGUACAGCAACUUCAAGGAGCAGGCGAUCGAGUACGUGAAGCAGGCGGUCCACGAGGACAAUGCCGGGAACUACGCCAGGGCCUUCCCGCUCUACAUGAACGCCCUCGAGUACUUCAAGACCCACCUCAAGUACGAGAAGAACCCCAAGAUCAGGGAGGCCAUCACCCAGAAGUUCACCGAGUACCUCCGCCGCGCCGAGGAGAUCCGCGCCGUGCUCGACGAGGGCGGCCCCGGCCCCGCCUCCAACGGGGACGCCGCCGUCGCCACCCGCCCCAAGACGAAGCCCAAGGACGGGAGCGGCGGGGACGGGGACGACGCGGAGAAGGAGAAGCUGAGGGCCGGGCUGAACUCGGCCAUCAUACGGGAGAAGCCCAACGUGAAGUGGAACGACGUGGCGGGGCUCGAGAGCGCCAAGCAGGCCUUGCAGGAGGCGGUUAUAUUACCGGUUAAAUUCCCUCAAUUCUUCACUGGCAAGCGUCGUCCGUGGAGGGCGUUUCUUUUGUAUGGUCCACCUGGAACAGGAAAGUCAUAUUUGGCGAAAGCUGUUGCGACCGAAGCAGACUCUACAUUUUUCAGUGUUUCUUCCUCGGACCUUGUAUCAAAGUGGAUGGGUGAAAGUGAGAAAUUAGUUUCCAGUCUUUUCCAAAUGGCUCGUGAAAGUGCUCCAUCCAUCAUCUUCAUUGAUGAGAUUGAUUCUUUAUGUGGUCAACGUGGGGAAGGCAAUGAGAGUGAAGCUUCUAGACGUAUCAAAACCGAACUUCUCGUCCAAAUGCAGGGUGUAGGACAUAAUGAUGAGAAAGUUCUUGUUCUUGCAGCAACAAAUACUCCAUAUGCUCUCGAUCAGGCCAUUCGUCGGCGUUUUGACAAGCGCAUAUACAUUCCUCUUCCUGAUACGAAGGCUCGACAACACAUGUUUAAGGUUCAUUUAGGGGAUACUCCCCACAAUUUAUCUGAAAGUGAUUUCGAAAGCUUAGCUCGCAGGACAGAGGGGUUUUCUGGUUCGGAUAUAGCUGUUUGUGUUAAGGAUGUCCUUUUUGAACCGGUGCGCAAGACCCAGGAUGCCAUGUAUUUCAUAAAGACUUCCAAUGGCAUGUGGAUGCCAUGUGGACCAAAGCAACCUGGUGCUGUCCAAAUCACCAUGCAGGAGCUGGCAGCACAAGGACAAGGUUCACAGAUCCUUCCGCCCCCGAUUUCGAAGACAGAUUUUGACAAAGUGCUUGCAAGACAGAGGCCGACAGUGAGCAAAUCUGAUCUAGAAGUUCAUGAGAGAUUCACAAAGGAGUUUGGUGAGGAAGGUUGAUAGGUGCCAAUUCAUACUAGAUGUGAGCCUGAUCGCCUAUUUGUAUUUUAAGUUUGUUUAUUGCUGCUGACACGAUGAAUUAUAUCCCUAGCUUCUUUCGGUUAGGAAGAUGAUUUCCCUUUUGAGCAUAAAAUAUCUGGGGAUGGACACUCUUCUUAAUUUGCUUGUUGCAACCUGUAUAAAAAAUUGUUUUGAGAAGUGCUCGGAAUAUCAAGCAUGACGUGUCUAUAUUUGUUUUCUCCCGUA
This is a messenger RNA of Syzygium oleosum, 1661 nucleotides long. RefSeq names its product protein SUPPRESSOR OF K(+) TRANSPORT GROWTH DEFECT 1. Gene Ontology annotation, molecular function: ATP binding; ATP hydrolysis activity. The transcript has 8 exons. Gene Ontology annotation, biological process: vacuole organization; endosomal transport. Lineage: Eukaryota; Viridiplantae; Streptophyta; Magnoliopsida; Myrtales; Myrtaceae. The coding region runs from base 114 to 1415 and encodes 433 amino acids. The record is from RefSeq and is a predicted model, not a curated record.